AUUUAACACUCAAUUCAAAAUUCAUAUCGCAUUAAGUGUUUAGUUUUGCAAACUUUUUGCAAAUAGGGUUUCGCAGUGCACUCGUGUUUACACAAUUCAAUUGCAGGCAAACUCCUCGCUAUAAAUAGGAGUUUCUCACUACUGGUGGUUUGCCUACCAAACACACCACACAUAUCGAUGGUUACUAAUUGACAGAGCGUGAGAGGACUGGUAGGUUUUGGUAGGCAUUGCACAGUCAGCUCGAUAUUUAUUUGGUUGUAAAGGGAGUGAAGGGACAGGCAUUUCGUACAUCGCUAGCUGUAUAUCGCUGUAAACAUUAGCUAUCAUUGAAAAAGUGAAUGCAAUUUAGAGUGACAUCUAAAUGGGUGUGAAUUUGUGCCACAAUUGACAGGUUUUCACUCAAUUUGCGUACACUUUAGUAGCGGUGGUGUUGUGUCCACACAAUUGUCGCCCGUUUUGUGGACAUAUCCGUAAAGACUUGGAUGUGAACCAUGGAGUCGACGGCCAAUAAGGAUGAGGUGAUCCCCAUGUAUGACAGGCACCCAAACGACAGUGGUGAUGAUAACAGUGUCUGUGCGGUGCUGUUGACCAUAGUAUCGAUAUUCGUGAUCGCGAUAACUAUGCCGUUAUCACUGUUUUUCUGCAUCAAAGUGGUCCAGGAGUACGAAAGGGCUGUUAUAUUCCGAUUGGGACGGCUA
Oppiella nova is the source of this 698-nucleotide messenger RNA. The record is from the annotation of a GenBank genome assembly. Lineage: Eukaryota; Metazoa; Arthropoda; Arachnida; Sarcoptiformes; Oppiidae.